AUGAAGAGUCACCUCAACACCACCUUGCGUCGUGCCGCUUCCACCUUGACCAAAGAGGCCGGUGACAUCAGCUCCGUCUUUCCCUCUCUAUCUGGCAAGAAACCUGAUCCUCUGCCACCACGGUUCAGCGCGUUGAAGAAGAAAUUGAUCAAGGGCAAUGAAGACGCCAUAACAGCGUCCUGGCAGCGACUGUCGGAGAGUCUGGAGCGGGAGAUUGCCGAGAUUAGAUCACAAGGCAGUAACGUUAUUCCUAGCAUUGAAUUUCGGGAUAUCGUUGCUGGGACUGUGCCUCGCGCGAAGCUCGACGCGCUCCGCCAUCGAGGGACUGCGGUCAUUCGUAAUGUUCUCCCUCGAGAGCAGGCGCUGGAUCUCAAACGGCAAGCCAAGGAAUAUAUUGCCGCGAAUCGGUCCAAAGUCAGAGCUUUCCCGCCAGAUAAUCCUGCCGUGUACGAGUUGUAUUGGACUCCUUCCCAGAUCCAAGCACGGGCUCAUCCGAACAUGCUGAAAGCGCAGUCUUUUCUCGCCUCUUUCUGGCACUCCUCCGACCCGUCGUCAGAGAUAUCUACAACCUACCCUCUGACUUACGCUGACCGCUUUCGCAUCCGGCAACCGGGCGACGCAAAGUUCUCACUGGGCCCGCACACUGAUGGGGGAAGUCUCGAGCGCUGGGAAGAUCCCGAGUAUGCUCGCGUAUAUCAGCCCAUCCUCAAGGGUCGCUGGGAAGAGUAUGACCCCUUCGACGCACGCCACCGCAUCGAUGCCAGGAUGGACUUGUACAAUGGAGCCGGUGCUUGCAGCAUGUUUCGCUUGUUUCAGGGCUGGCUGUCCAUGUCCUCAACGGGCCCUGGUGAAGGCACCCUGAGAGUCUGCCCCUUGAUUCGGCAUGCCACAUCUUACCUGAUACUGAGACCAUUUAUCGAUCUUCAGACCGGCAAGCUGAACCUGGACGCCACGUUUCCAAACUCCGUACCAGCUGCAUGUCAGGAAUAUGACCCUGUAUCUCACCCUGGCCUCGAGCUUGACACCACUAUGGUGAGCAUGCCCAAAGUUGAACCGGGUGAUUAUGUCGCUUGGCAUUGUGACAUGAUCCACGCGGUAGACAAGGAGCACCGUGGCAAAGGUGACAGUAGCGUCAUGUAUAUUCCUGCAUGUGCAAUCACCGGGCCCAAUGUCGAGUUCUUGAAGAGACAACGGAUGAGUGCACUGGCAUACAGCCCGCCGCCAGACUUCCCCGGGGCCGGUGGUGAUGGCGAGGUUGGCUUUCUUGGAGCUGUAUCCUGGGAUCAAGUCAAUGAUGCAGGGAAGCGCGCCAUGGGACUGGGAAAAACGAUGUGGGAUUUCUCUCCGGACAUGAGUGAAGGAGAGCGGAAGGCGAUUGAAGCUGGCAACAGGACGCUGUUUGGUUGA
Molecule: messenger RNA, 1407 nt
Organism: Fonsecaea nubica
Lineage: Eukaryota; Fungi; Ascomycota; Eurotiomycetes; Chaetothyriales; Herpotrichiellaceae
Exons: 3
Coding region: 1-1407 (468 amino acids)
Source: RefSeq, a predicted model, not a curated record